Messenger RNA from Bubalus bubalis (water buffalo), 1853 nucleotides. RefSeq names its product kallikrein related peptidase 9 (gene KLK9). Gene Ontology annotation, biological process: proteolysis. NCBI's taxonomy places the organism in Eukaryota, Metazoa, Chordata, Mammalia, Artiodactyla, Bovidae. The record is from RefSeq and is a predicted model, not a curated record. Bases 95 to 850 code for a protein of 251 amino acids. The transcript has 5 exons. Gene Ontology annotation, molecular function: serine-type endopeptidase activity.
CAUGGGGCGGCCCCAAGGAGGAAGACAGCAUGGCUUACCAUAAAGAAGCAGGGCCACUGAGCACAGGCUUGAAGAUCCAGGCACCCCAGAGGCCAUGUGGCUAGGAUUCCUCUGUGCUCUGCUUUCGCUCCUGGAAGGGCAGGGCUGGGCAGACACCCGAGCCAUCGGGGCCAAGGAAUGUCGCCCCAACUCGCAGCCCUGGCAGGCUGGGCUGUUCUACCUCACCCACCUCUUCUGCGGGGCGACCCUUAUCAGUGACCGCUGGCUGCUUACAGCUGCCCACUGCCGCAAACGGUAUCUGUGGGUCCGCCUUGGGGAGCACCACCUCUGGAAAUGGGAAGGUCCGGAGCAGCUGUUCCGGGCCACAGACUUCUUCCCUCACCCUGGGUUCAACCAGGACCUCACUGCCCAGGACCACAACAAUGACAUCAUGUUGGUUCGUCUGCCCCGGAAGGCACAUCUAGGCCCUGCCGUGCAGCCCCUCAACCUCAGCCAGACCUGCGUCUCCCCAGGCACCCAGUGCCUCAUCUCAGGCUGGGGGGCCGUGUCUAGUCCUAAGGUGGAGUACCCACUGACGCUGCAGUGUGCCAACAUCAGCAUCCUGGAGCCCAGACUCUGCCGCCGGGCGUAUCCAGGCCACAUCUCCGACAGCAUGCUCUGUGCGGGCCUGUGGGAGGGGGGCCGGGGCUCCUGCCAGGGUGACUCUGGGGGCCCCCUGGUUUGCAAUGGGACCCUGGCCGGUGUGGUGUCCGGGGGCUCGGAACCCUGCUCCAGGCCCCGGCGCCCUGCCGUCUAUACAAGUGUGUGCCACUACCUGGACUGGAUUCAAGAAACCAUGGAGGACAACUGAACCCUCGCGCCUUGGACGACCAGGAUUGGAGGGUGGGGCAGGGCAGGUGGAUUUGCAAGACUCCAGUCUCAAUGGUCUAAGCCCCUGGCCUCUGCUGGCCUGGAGAUGCCUUCUGGAUAUUCAAGUUCCCAGUUUCUGGAUAUUCAGACCUGGGGUUCCGCGUGAACUGUAUAGCUGUCCCCCCAGUUGAAAGGAGCAGGGAGACACCUCUGCCCCUCUUGCCGCAUCUCUGAGUCACCAUGAACUGGCACCGCCCCCAUUGAAUAGCGUCCCCUGCGGUCUACCUUGGGAAAGACAUCUACUAAAUAGCUUCAGGUGCUUCCCUAGUGGCUCAGUGGUAGAGAAUCCGCCUGCCAAUGCAGGAGACGCGGGUUCGAUUCCUGCUCUGGGAAGAAGAAUCCCACGUGCCUGGGAUUAACCAGAGUCCCGGAGCCACAACUACUGUGCCUGCGCUCUGGAGUCCAGGGACGGCAACUGCUGAGCCCACUGUGCCCGCCGCAGCUACAGAAGCUGGGGCACCGAGAGCCCGGGCUCCACAACAGGAGAAAAGCCCAGGCAGCAAGGAGAAUCCAGCACAGCCCCAAAUAAAUAAGUUAAUUAAUAAAUAGCGUCUCCCUCCAGAGCUUUGUCCAAUGAGAUUUCCCCUUAUGGCCCCACCUCCUUCGUCAGCGACCCCGCCUUACUAGAGGGUCCCUUCCGCCACGUUGAACUCAGGCAGUGGGUCAGUCUCUGCCCACUCCCACCAUCCUGCACCUUGGCCCCUUCCUGGGCAUGUCCAGGGUGUUCAUACUGGUGGGGACCUACCGAGAGGAGAGCAGUUGGGAGAGGCACUCAGUCCCCGCCGAUCUAAGGGACAAUUUUGCAUUAAACGUGCGGAGUCCGGCCUUCCUUCUGCCAGUUUUGUAGGAUAAAAUAUGGGCAUCGCGUGGGCGAUGGACGGCAGAGAGGGAAGACGGCCGCUGCGUUGCUAUUCCCCAUAAGCCCGGAGUUCAGUUCAGUUCAG